AUGGCACCAAGAAUACCCAGAAUAGUGCCAUGGGCCAUUCAAGAAGAAUGGAGUUUGGUGUUUUCAUUAUUAUACUCGGAUAAAAAUGAAUUGCGUAUUCAAGGCGUCAACCGUGUCAAGGCAUGGAUCAGUCGAGGCAAAGUACCGCAUGCAGUACUCAGUACCAGUAGUUUGGUCGAAGUUAGCUUGAGAGAUACUGGACUAUUCUCGAUGGUUUCUGAAUCAGAAUUGCGAUUGCAAUAUUCUAUGAUAUUUGUCAGAUUUGUAAAUGGAUUGGUAGACCAUGCUCAAAAAGGAGCGUUUCCUGAAGCUGUAUCGACGGUUGCCGAAUCUAUUGGUCUUCCAGGUUGGUUUGUUGAUCUAAGACAUUCUGCUACACAUGACAAGCUCCCAUCUUUGUUGCUGCUACGGAAUGGGUGCAUUCAGGCAUUGCAAUGGCUACAUGAUAAUUACUGGAUCGUUCAGCAAAAUUUUAUUGCUGAUAUUACACAAGAUUUGGGUAACAUCUUGAUUAAAUACAAGGAAAGCUGCAAGGCAUCUGCUAAAGGCAAACAUACUACUGCUGAUACGACACUGUCUUUACAAAAACUGGUGCAUCUUCUCACAGUCGAUACCUACCCCGAUGUACUACUCCCCCUUCUCAUCCAGCCUGGGUACCUUGUUCCAUUGGCCAAAAAAAAGCGAGCUGUAAUUGAAGUUGAUGGUACGAUCGGAAAUUUGCCCAAACCAUUGGAAUCGCUGUGGCUUAAACUCAUUGAUACAUGCGAAUACACAUGGCCGGGAUUCUGUCAGGAGCUAUUAUGCACCAUCUUGAAUAUUAUAGGAGUACAGCACGUUUUAUCAGAGCCAAUGGAACACAAUCAGAUCACGCAGAAUCAAAAUCAAUCUGAAACUGAAUAUAAUUCACAGGCCUUUUUAUCUUCUGCUUGCAAAAGUAAAAGCUACUUGAUCACAUUAGUUGCAUGGGCUAAAUUUAUUGUUGCAAAAUAUGGCUCAACUGCUUCUAUGGAUCUUGUGAAGAUAUCCGAGGUUUGCUUCAAGUUGCCAACACAAUUCACGCUAGAAGUAUUGCAUGCAAUCAUGGCAAUUGAUUCAAAUAUCGAAAAAAAGAUUGUUUUUGUUGCAUCGUUCCUAGCAUCCAAAUUCGAUUUGGAGCAGUCCAUCUCAAUCACUGCUGAUGCACCGUCUAGUCAAACUACCAAACAGGUUGGAAAUUCAAGCUCUAGUAUAGAAGAUUCUGCCACAUGGGAGACAAAAGAGCAACGACUUGAUGCAGAUUUGACGCAUCUUAAGCAGCGUAUUGAAAAACUAGAUUCAAGCUGGGAAUUUAAAUCGUUAAAAAUGGUUGUUGAUUCGAAUCCUGUUGUCAUGGACAAAGAGAAUGAUCAAGCUGGAUGGGCUAUGGUGGAUAAAACCUCAUGGAAAGCGUGUCCAUUGGGAAUGUUGCCUGGUAAUGUGUUGCCAGUGCUAGCUCUUGGAUCCGAGUACGAUAAUGUCGAGUUUCUAAUCACCAACGGUAUUGUUCAGAUUCCGAUUGCAGCACAAUGUGCAAAAGAUAUGAAUGAGCAGCAGACUCGUAAAAUUGGGAUCGACUCCGAAUCAGUCACUGUGAGUGCUCCAGUACCAACACUGUUGGAUCAGCAUAAUAUGGAAGUGGACGAGGAGCCUUUAAACUCCUUUUCUCACGAUACUGCGCGUAAUUUCAUUCUUACUGAUCCCACUACUAUUGUUCUUCUCUAA
Molecule: messenger RNA, 1740 nt
Organism: Batrachochytrium dendrobatidis JAM81
Lineage: Eukaryota; Fungi; Chytridiomycota; Chytridiomycetes; Rhizophydiales
Product: rRNA-processing protein LAS1
Exons: 7
Coding region: 1-1740 (579 amino acids)
Biological process (GO): maturation of 5.8S rRNA; maturation of LSU-rRNA
Cellular component (GO): preribosome, large subunit precursor; Las1 complex
Molecular function (GO): endonuclease activity
Source: RefSeq, a predicted model, not a curated record